Aureobasidium musti is the source of this 1509-nucleotide messenger RNA. Lineage: Eukaryota; Fungi; Ascomycota; Dothideomycetes; Dothideales; Saccotheciaceae. The record is from the annotation of a GenBank genome assembly.
ACUGGCCGAUCCAUAAUGGCCUCCCCAUCCAGUUCUCCCAGGCUACCAAGCCCGCCGCCUAUCGCCGAAGACCAGAUCUCGCCCAGCGCAGGCCUCGACAGCGAAGAGAGGAUGCUAGGAGCCUCGCACAAGGCUGACGUCGAUGCUUCGAGGAGGAUCAGACCCGGCACGAGGGCUGAAGAUAUGCAAGAGGGUCCCCCGCUGGUCGAACUCCACCAAUCGACCGAGGAAUUUGGUUGUAUGAGCUGUGUCGCUUCCCUUACACAAAAAGCAAACAUGAUGGCCUGCGGUCUCUUCGCCGACGAUCCUCCUUGCUCGGCUGCCACAUGUCCCGAGAUGCGCGCAAGCGAAUGGCAGUACCUCUGCGCCGCCCACGAACCCCCCAAGUCAUGUUGCGCCAUCGACUACUGCUGCCACACUCUCGACUGGUGCGCUACCGCUCUGACCUCGACCAAGCUAUUCCCCAGCAGACUCGGUCUGGGCACCGAGACGCUCUCGGCCCAAGCACAGAUCCGUAAAAUGACCGAAGUCUUCCGCCGUGUAUAUCGUAUCUUUGCCCAUGCCUGGUUCUCUCACAGAGACGUCUUUUGGAGAGUCGAAUCCAAGACAGGAUUGUACCUGCUGUUCAAGACUGUCUGCGACGAGUAUCGCUUGAUCCCCGAAGACAACUACACCAUUCCUCCCGAGGCAGAGGGCAUCGAGACCACUCCCGUUGCUACUCGUGCUGCUCCCAGCAUAUUACAGCGAGAUUCUGCCGACCCUGAGCCCGCCGGAAACCUCACACUUGCCACUGGAAACACCACAAAGAGACACAGACACACCAUGAGUCACGAUCGUUCUGUGUCUGUUUCGACUGUCAUUCACGAAGAGGUGGAAGAGGAUGAAGACAGCGAGCAACCUACUGGACAUGGUCCUCUCCUGCUCACACGAGUCGAGACUGCCCGACACGACGAAGAACCCGCUGGCCAACAAGAAGAAGAUCAGGAGAAAGAGCAAGAGAUACCCGCCGAAGAUCCUCCACCAUAUCCAGAAAGCUCUGCUGCAGAGCAACCCGAGAAAUCACAAUCCGAAGAACAAGAGCCAACCAGCAAGACUGAGACUGAUGCAGCAGAAGCUUCCAGUUCACAACACACGUCAGAAACCGCGUCGGAAGGCAAGAACGAGACUAGCGAAUACCCUGCUAGUGAUCCUCCUUCUUAUGCCGAUGUAGCUUCGGCUGCCAGCACUUCAGAGACACCAGACGAUAAUGCUUCUGCAUCUGCCGCGGCAGAGGAAUCGACCACAGAGUCAGCAUCGCCUGUAAACGCAGAAUCGCAAGAGAUGACCGAGCAAGAAACCACCAAGGAUACAGAGGCAGAGUCAGAGCCCAAGACCGAGACAGAACACAACGAUGUGCCAGCAAAAGAGUUUGCUGUCGAGGCAGAGGACGAAGCUGCUCCCGAGCCUUCGCAGGUCGCCAAAGCCGAUGCUGCUGACGAGACAGAGGCAACAAAGACUGUUGCCGACUGA